Microplitis demolitor is the source of this 3282-nucleotide messenger RNA. RefSeq names its product synaptogyrin (gene Syngr). Gene Ontology annotation, cellular component: synaptic vesicle membrane; neuromuscular junction. The transcript is spliced from 5 exons. NCBI's taxonomy places the organism in Eukaryota, Metazoa, Arthropoda, Insecta, Hymenoptera, Braconidae. The record is from RefSeq and is a predicted model, not a curated record. Bases 97 to 786 code for a protein of 229 amino acids.
CGUUGGUUAAUUAUUUUGGAUUGUGACAUUCCGAGAAAAAAAAUACAUUUUAUCCGGUGUUUACAUUUAAUUGCACCUCAGCUCAGUCGCUCUAAGAUGGACGGUGGUGGAGCGUACGGUGGUGGAAAAGCUGGUGCACCCUUCGACCCAAUUGCAUUUGUACAGAGGCCUCAGGUUAUCAUAAAAGCAGUAUGUCUGCUUUUCUCGAUAAUCGUCUUUGGGUGUAUCAGCAGCAAAGGGUACAGAGAAGAUUCGACUGGAAAAGAAUACUGCCUUUAUAAUAAAGAUGCAAAUGCUUGUCAGUACGGAGUUGGUAUCGGUGUAAUCGCAUUUUUGGCAUGUAUUGGUUUCCUUGCUGGUGAAUAUUUGUUUGAACAAAUGUCUUCUGUCAAAACUAGAAAACAUUACGUACUUGGAGAUCUUGGAUUUUCCGGAGCCUGGGCAUUUUUAAAUUUCGUUGGUUUCUGCUACCUGACGAACGCCUGGAAUAAAUCAGAAGCGCCAGCAGACGGCUACGGAGUUAAUAAUGUACAAGGAGCCAUUGCAUUUUCAUUUUUCUCAAUAUUUUCAUGGGCAGGAAGUGCUUGGUUUGCAUUCCAACGAUUCAAACAGGGAACAGACGCGGCAUUUGCUCCGAGCUACGAAGCGGAUCCUGUCGGGGGCGCCGGGUACACGAGUUAUCCCGACGCGACGGACGCGGCUUACCAGGAGCCUGGGUACCCUCAGCAGCAGCAGCAACAACAGCAGCAGCGAGGUAUGGGCGAGUUCCAAGCACCUGCUUAUUAAAGAGACCAUUGAUAGUUAAAAUAAAAAAAAAAAUAAAUAAAUAAUAAUAUUUAAAAAACACAAAGAUAUUAUUUUGAAAAAAAAAAAAAAAAAAUAAAUAAAUAAAUAAUAAAAUAAAAAAAUGCACAGAGGCACAGUCGUUAACUUUAUCAUUGAAUGAGACUUGAAUUAUAAAUGCAAUCUUGUUUGCCUCUAAAGUAGUUAAACUUGUACGUAAAAUUAAUUUACUUAAUUAAUUAAAUAACGUAGUACUCAUUUUCCAUAACGAUACUCUUGUAACUAUUUUACAAUACGUAUCUUAGCCGUAGGUUUACUAUUUAUUUAUUAUUUAUAACUGCGUAGAUUGCUUUUGUAUAUUUACAAUUACAAUUUAAAGAAACAAGUCCUCGAGCUCCAUUUUUAUUUUUUUUUAUUUACCGCGUACUUUUAUUACAAUUACAAAUAUAAUUACAAUUAGCAGAGUAACUGUACAUUUUAAAAAAGGUGAGUUGUAAACAGGCCUCUUUGCGAGCAUGUAGAAAAAAAAGUAUCACUUGUGUUAACAAUUGAUAAAUUUAAAUUGAGGAUUUUUGUGGUGAUAAUUGAUAAAGAUUUCACUAUGAGUGUGUACGUCUGUAAGAUUUAAACGCGAUCGCGUAAUUAGAUAAAAAAUAGAGUAAUAAAUAUAUGGACAUAUAUACAAAUAUAUAUAUUUAAAGAGAAAAUAAAUAAAAAAGAUGUAAUGGGGGAUCUUGUAUUACUGGAGUUGUAUAGUUUGUUGAGGUACAUAUUUUAUCAUUAAUUAUUAUCGUAUUGUACCGAGUGCUUUAUUUAUUUGGUUUAAAUAUAUCACGUAGUUAUUGCGAGAUUGAAUCAUGUGCAGCUAGAUUUAAUUACUAUUAUCAAAUAUUGUUUUCAAAUUUUGUGGUAUUAAACGCUGGUUCUAGUGGAAAGUUCACUCAUUAUGAUUUUCAUUAUUGUUUCGAUGAUACGUUUAUUAUACAUAGGGAACUCAAAUAUAUAUAUGUAGACGUUGAGGUGAUUUAUUGUAAAACAUUUGUUUGAUUCGAGUAAAUAUUAUUAAAUUUAAGAGCCUUCCGAUGUAAUUAAAGUUACCAACGAAUUAUAAUUACUUUUUAGUUACGGGUUUGAAUUAAUGGUAAAAAUAAUAAUUGAUCUUUUCUGAUACUUGGACUUAAAUCACAAAUAAUAAUAUUAUAUAUAUGAUAAAUAAAAUAUGAAAUAAAAAGUGAACAGAACUGAAAAAACAGAAUAACAUAUUUCGGAAAAUAAACAACCCAAUUUUUGAGAAGAGAUCAAUUACUUUUUAGUAAAUUAUUUUGAUUAGAAAUAAUUAACAAAAAAUUAGCUAAUAUAUGCAGACUACGUACAAGUUACAUGGCAAUGCCGUAGUAAGAUAAAUCAGGUUUUAAAUCACAUUGAGUGUUAGAAAAAAAAACGUUUAAUAUAGACUAUAAAGUUGAUUACUAAAUUAAUUAGUUACUUAAUUAAUAAAAUUAAUAAUUAUUAUUAUUAUUAUUAAAAAUUUCCAGAGCGAUAAUUUAUUGAUUUAUUAACUGGUCACGUAUGACUGCCGCCAAAUUUGAAUUUUAUUUAAAUAAUCUGUUAACUUUACUGGUAUUGCGAUGAAUUUUUUAAAAAAUGGGUAUUAUUUUUUUCAUUACAUUACUAAGUCAUUAUUUUUUGAAGCUUAAUCUUUAUUGGGAACAACAAUUCGUGACAAUUAAAUAUUCAAUAAAAUUUGUUACCAAUUAAAAGUAAUUAUCGUACCUGGUUAAUUAAUUAUUGCUUUUAAUUUAUGGUUUACUACUUUAUCGAUUUAUUGAACUUGUGUUGUAGUACUUAAGUUGUAAAAAAAAAAAACAAAAAACAAAAAAAAAGUGUAACCGUUGUUUGUUAAUUGCGCACUUGCAAACAGCUUGAGCUGCAUGUGCCGUUGAAAAAUUAUAAAAUAUUAUAAUUAUUAUAGUAUUGUGUGUACAAUCAAGCAAUAGGCGGCACGUGUCAGCUCAAAUUUAUAACGAUUGUAUAAAUGUUAAUCGUAUAAUCAAUAGUAUUAUUAUUAUCAUCAUUGAUAUUAUUAUUAUUAUUAUUAUUAUUAUUAUUAUUGUGGUUAUUACUAUUAUUAAAUUAUGUUAACUUGCGCAUUAUCUGUAGAGCAACAGAAACGAAUGUAAUAAAAAUAUUUAAAGAAUUGAUGAUUUGAAAACCAAUUAAAUGUAAUUCACGAUGAUAUAAAUUUAGCUGUAACAUAAGCAUAAAAAAUAAAACAAUUAAAAUAUAUGUGUAAUAAGCAAAUGGUGAUUAUUAACAAUGUUGCGGCCACAUACUUCUGAAAUUAAACAUUGAUGUUAAUUAUUCUUCAGCUGGUUCAUCGUUUUCUUCCCAAAGACAAACUCGACUUAACAAUUAAAUGUAUAUCUGUACUUAUUUUUUGGUUCGACCAAUAUCUUUGGUAUUAUGAAUAAUAACUAUAUAUAAAUAUAUAAUCAUGUA